Molecule: messenger RNA, 4521 nt
Organism: Saccharomycopsis crataegensis
Lineage: Eukaryota; Fungi; Ascomycota; Saccharomycetes; Ascoideales; Saccharomycopsidaceae
Product: Rho family guanine nucleotide exchange factor
Exons: 1
Coding region: 1-4521 (1506 amino acids)
Molecular function (GO): guanyl-nucleotide exchange factor activity
Source: RefSeq, a predicted model, not a curated record
AUGUCCCAGAAGAAGCCACCAACAUAUGGUGAUUAUUAUGCAAAACUGUUCACACAAGAACAGCACCAAUAUAACGGAUUCCAAUCCCUAGAAGAUUACAACCAAAAAAACAGCUCCAGGAAUCCCCAUCCAGAAUCUUUCAAUCUGCCUCUGCCACAUAAUAUCUAUUAUAGCUCACCAGAAACUGAUACCGCGCUACAUGACGUUAUCGAUGCCUAUGGGGAAAUGAGCCUGGAUAAGCAACUGCCAUACCAACAUAUCAAUACCAAUGAUCCUUCACCAAUGAUCUACCCUCAAUAUAACCACCAAUUACCACCGCAAAAUUCAUACAAUUCAAGCCCAAUUCUGAAUCCUCCGUACCCAACAAACUCCAUGAUGAUGCCAAUAUUAACCCAUACCAUCGAUGAAAGAGUGAGCAUCGAUAACGAAUCCAUUAGAAACGAGGCAUAUGCCAGCAUAUUUGGGGCCAGUGGCCCAGCGGCCGUAAAUCAAUAUCAACAACCAGAACCAUCACUAAAUCAUACAAUAAAUCAUUCCAUAAAUCGCGAAACUUUUCAAUAUCCCGACCAAUAUUAUGAUAUUCCACAACCGUACCCACAACAACAAAAAAUAGAACACCUAAAACAUCCCAUAUCAUUGAAAGAACCUCGAAAUGGUAACGAAACAGAAUAUUACUCGGCUAAUGAAGAAAGCAUGUAUUUCCCAUCUUCAGGAUAUCGAUAUUCUCAAGACAUAGCCUCAACAAAUUCUGAACAUGGUCAUAACAGCAUGACGGAACAAUCAUUUACUGGUAAAGUGCCACCAUAUCCUGAACAAACCUCGCCCGAAUUUCAAGAUAAUACUAUAAGCAAUUAUCAAGACGCCUCAUAUGUACUGCAAGGGCAACAUACACUCAGAUCUUCAAUGAGAAAAGGACAAAUGUUAACUCAUCUGCAUAGCCAUUCGUCAUCUAUCAGUUCAGAAAUCUCUCAGAAACCCUUGGGUCCAAGAAAGCCUCCUGCCAACAUGUCGAACUCACCAGAUAAAACUACGAGGAUUUCUUCGAGACUUCAAAGUUUGUCCUUGAAUGCACCAAUGAACACCGAAGCGUCAUCUUUCCCAUCACCAAGUCUGGAAACUUACUCUCCUAGACAUCAGAAAUCAGUUUCCAGUAUACCAUCGCCUACUAGAGAAAAAUAUAAGAGAAAAGCUCCGGCAACUAAUGGUGCUGUUCCUCAAAUGAAUUUACCAACCAUCUCUGCACCAUCGACCCCGACUUCAACAGCAAUAGAAGCCAAUAUGUCCGUCACUACUACAAACAAAGUCAUGAAUGAAAUGGCCCAUCAUCCAAAGUUCAUUGAAAAGCAGGACAACAAAACGGUGCUUGUGAAAGAUAGACACAAACUUAAGAAGCUCCAUUACACCCAAUCUGUUAAGGUGAAUAAAAGUGAACCAAACGCCUUCAUUCAAACAACUAAAAAAUCACAUACUUGGAACGAACCUCCAUCUGCGGAAUUUGAAGCCAAGAACGUGUCUGUUACUACCAAAACUACCGCUACUUUGACGGUUGAAGAUAAAAGAAAUUCAAAACUUCCACCAUUGCCAUCCCUCGACCUUCCUUCAUUGCCAUUUUCCUCAAGCUCACUAACGGAUACACAUUUGAAGCAAUGUGUUGAUCUUUGGUCACUCUCUAAACUCUUUAGCUGGUGUAAACUCCUUAAAAUUUGGUUCAAAGAGGCGCUUAUUCCAAAAGACGAGUUGGUGAAAUCGUUGGUGGCACUCAUCCGUCAAAGAUAUUCAAAACUCAGCAAUACUUUAAUAGAAGAUAAUGUUGAUACCAUUAUCGAAGAAUUUGAAAAAAGUGGAUGUAUAUAUUACCAAACACUAUCCCCAUCAACGAAAACUUUUUCGGCUUCCCAAUUGUCCAUGAACUCUGCAGCAUCUUCGAGUAGUGACCUUUUGGUCUAUUUCAAUGAAGAUGCAGAAAUUAAUGGGGUUCUUCCACAACUUGCUUCUUGCUAUUCUACAAAAUUCAACCAUAGGAAAGCUAAUUCGAAUAAGUCUAUCAUGAAGAUAUGUUCCUGCUAUUCAGUUCAUUGCCCUCGUGAGCCGAGUAAAAGACUCGAAGUUCCGCUGCAUUCAGUCAAGGCAGCCCAUAUAAUCACUCAACCAACUGGUAUGCGACCAGAUGGCACUUCAGAACUCGGAUGUGACUGGGUAGAUCAUUGGAAUUUAUCAAAAGAAGAAUUAUCAGAAAUUGAUGAACCAACUUUGCAACGUCAAUCACAUCUUUUUGAUUUGAUUAAGGGCGAACAAAGAGUAGUAACUCAAGGAAGAAUAAUUGUGGAUAUUUACGGAGAAAGUUUUGUCCAUCAGAAACCCCCAUUAAUCCCAUCAACCGAUAAGUUUUAUCAAGACGCAUUUUUAACGGUUGUUCCUAUUGUUGAAACCCACAAAAAGUUUUUGUUGGAGCCAUUAAUUGCUAAACUCAAAACGUCAAAGUUCAUAAGUGGGGUUGCUGAUUUGUAUUCAAAAUGGGUCCACGAGGCAUUUCUUCCUUACUUGAAAUAUGUGGAUCGUAUGGUUGGGGUACGUGAAUUGAUAGAGUACGAGAUUAAUGUGAGGAAAACAUCACGGUUUUCUAGCUGGAUUUCCAAGAUGGAUAAUGAUCCUAGGGUGACGCCAUUUGGCCUCGACCAUGGCCGUUUAUUUGGGCCAGCUUUCCUAGCAGCCACCAUGAAUUUGCCGAUUACUCUUAAGGAGAUUCAGAAAUACACUUCACCGACUGAUCCUGAACACAAAAGAUUGGAUAAGGCCUUGAAAUCCGUUAGAAAAUUGAUCAAUAAAUUCAACACCAUGCAAGACCAUGCGGUGCGGACCAGAGCUCUUAGUAACUUGAAUAAUUCUCUUCUUUGGAGAAGUGGUAAGGAAGUAGAUCUUGAUUGGGAAUCUCAAGAUAGAAGGAUUGUGAAACGUGGUCAAGUGUCCAAGAAACGUGAUAUGUGGCUUAAUUCUUAUUCACAUAUUAUUUUGUUAGAUAAUUAUCUUUUGAUAAGUGACGAAAUUAAAGACUCACCAACUCUGAAGAAAUAUCGAGUGACGGAAACUCCAAUUUCCAUGAAUUUUUUGCUUGUGGAAAUUGAUACCAGCAAGACAUUUGCCGAAAAUUCUGGCGGCAGAGUAGGGACCAAUUCUAGUGAGAUCAGUAAUAAUGACAAUAGCCAAGACCCAGUGAUUUACCCAUUUAAGAUUAGAGAUAUUGGUCACAAUGAAUCAUGGACUUUUUACACCAAUUCUACCAACGACAGGUUUGAAUGGUUGAAUGCCAUUCAAGAAGCCCAAAGUAAAUAUUUUGAACAAGAAAGGAAAAAAGAACCAUUAAAAUUACGGGUGAUAUCUGACGCGGCAUUUGCGUUUGAUAGAGACGAUAUUCCUCAUAAAUUGCCUAUAUACCCAAAAAAUUCCGCUAUCGAUCUUGGGUUGCAAGAAGUAUGGGAGCAGUUUCCUGGUGCUACUCCUCGGCCAUUAAUGUACAGUAAAGUAAAUUCUUCUGAGUCAUUUAACUAUAACAGUCGCGAAUAUACUCUUAUUGGAUGUGGCUACGGGGUUUUUUUGAGCGAUUCUAGUGAGAUAAGAAAUUGGAAAAGAGUCUUGGAAUUAAGAAACGUGACUCAGUUGAAAGUGUUGGAGGAAUUCAAUUUGCUUGUGGUUUUGGCAGACCGGAUUUUACAGUACUAUAAGCUUGAUUCUAUUUUCACAGUAUACAAAGGGGUAAGAAACAAGACUAUUGGCCAGCGACUUUCCAAACAAUAUGUGAGUUUCUUCAAAAUUGGGCAACAGAAAGGGUCUACCUUAUUAUUUUAUUGUAAACAAAAGGUUUCUUCUUCAGGAUGUUUCUUCAAAGUCAUGAUCCCCAAAUUAGAUGAUGCUUCUAACAAUUUUGAAUAUUUUGAAGAACAUCGAAAAUUUAACAUUCAAGCAGAAUGUUACAACCUCACAAUUUUUAACAAUACUUUCUCGAUUCAUACUGUGAAAGGUCUUGAAAUCUUAUCGCUUUCGAUUCUUCAAUCGCAUUCAAUUCCGAUUCUCACCGACCCAAACUCUGGCAACCGUAUUGAAAGCGGUAAUGUGGAAAUCAUCCGCAAGAAGAUUAGCUUGGCAUCAUGUAAACCGAUGGGGCUAUUCAAAAUCAACGAGAACAAGGAACUUUUGCUUGUUUAUAAUGAUUUUGCCAUCAUUUGUGAUAAUCAUGGGAUCUUAUCAAGAUACAGUAUUCUUCAGUUCACGUUUCGAUGCACCAAAGUGGCGUUCCAAGAUGACUUAUUGAUCAUUGCCGGGAAAAACAUCAUUGAAGUAUUCAAAAUUGAUUCACAGACUUGUGUUCCUGGGUUCCAAAAUAAGCCAGUUCAAGUAAUUGGUAGUAAAGAAAUUCUGUUGAUCGAUGAUGCCCCAGGAAAGACCAAGUUUUCGAUGAUUCAUCCAUCGGAAUUGGGAAGACAAUUGGUGGUGGAACUUUUGCCGAAUGAGUAUUAUAAGAGUUGA